Acaulospora morrowiae is the source of this 870-nucleotide messenger RNA. The record is from the annotation of a GenBank genome assembly. NCBI's taxonomy places the organism in Eukaryota, Fungi, Glomeromycota, Glomeromycetes, Diversisporales, Acaulosporaceae.
AUGGAGGCAACUGAUGAAGAAAAGAGAUGGUGGUUUGAAGGAAUUCGUCCGUAUAUUAACAGUGAAAGACUUCCUCUGGUCCUGGCAAGAGAUGUACCAUUCAAGGAGUUUGCCAAAAAAUCCGAAAAUGCCAAAGCUGGAAGAUUCUGGGACUAUGACAAGGGCACUGUGAUGAUUAUCGAGUUGCCAUCUGGUGAUCAUGAAAGUGCAAUUGGUGAAUUUAGUCGUCAUUUCCUAAAUCAUUUCAAUAACGUAGCAUCUCAAGAUGAUAUUAGAACCUGGGGAGCGAAAGAUUUAUACAACCUGGCGACAGGUGAAUAUAAAGAUCCCGAUGCCUGUUUUGUGCCUCGACGUCUGUUAAAUCUGCCAAACCCGGUUCUUAAUCCAUGCGACAAUGUUGGGAAUCCGUGGCCAACUAUUAUCCUCGAGGUUGCUUCCUCUGAAACACUUGAUCAUGUAAAGAACAAGGUCAAUAACUUCUGGCUAAUCCCAAACCGUUGCGAAGAUGUGAUUGUUAUCAAGUUAGGCAAUUGGAAUAAUAAGCGCCGUGAUCGGAAUGGACACCCUUUGCAUCGUUUGCGGUGCCUAAGAUUCUGUCGACGCGCAAUCCUUCAACAAAACCAAAACGCAACGACAUUUCAUCCAAUCCAAGAUAUCGAGUUCGGGUCUGUCCACGCCAACGGAAGGGCUGGUAAUUUUUGCUCGGGCCCACGAAUAAAAUGGCUUACAAUAGACUGUGAUUGCAUCUAUGCAGGAUGUGUUCCUCCUCUUCCUCCUCUUCAGGUCCUUCCUCAAACCUCGGCUCCUGGAGUUUCUAUCGAUUUGUAUUAUAUACAACAGGCAGUUUUUGAUGCUAUGGGCAAGAAUUGA